Messenger RNA from Apiotrichum porosum, 1413 nucleotides. RefSeq lists its product as uncharacterized. Gene Ontology annotation, cellular component: plasma membrane. Bases 1 to 1413 code for a protein of 470 amino acids. The transcript is spliced from 7 exons. Gene Ontology annotation, biological process: arsenite transport; antimonite transmembrane transport; regulation of DNA-templated transcription. Lineage: Eukaryota; Fungi; Basidiomycota; Tremellomycetes; Trichosporonales; Trichosporonaceae. The record is from RefSeq and is a predicted model, not a curated record. Gene Ontology annotation, molecular function: arsenite transmembrane transporter activity; antiporter activity; DNA-binding transcription factor activity.
AUGACUUCAGAGAAAUCGGAACGACCGCAAUCGGCAGCAGAUCAAGAUGAAAUAGUGGAACCGUCUGCCAGUCGUCUCCUCGUCGGACUCAGUUGGCUCGACCGCCUGUUACCGCUGAACGUAUUCCUUGCCAUGGUCAUUGGUAUCGUUAUUGGAAAGUUUGCCGGCAACACAGAGGCCAUCCUUGAAGGCGCCACUCUUGACGGUGUAUCUAUUCUGCAGUACGAGGCACUUCCCGAGAUUUUGAGAACGGCACACCUGUGGCGGCAAGUCCUCAUUUCCAUCGUCCUCAACUGGAUCGUGGCUCCAUUCAUCAUGCUGGGCAUUGCGUAUGCCACGCUGCCUGAUCAGCCUACGUACCGCACCGGUGUCCUCAUGGUCGGCCUCGCACGCUGUAUUGCCAUGGUCAUGAUCUGGAAUCAACUCGCUCGUGGAGAUACCAACUACUGUGCCAUUCUUGUCAUCAUCAACUCGAUCCUCCAGAUCGCCCUUUACUCGCCAAUGUCCCUGUUCUUUGUCAACGUCAUCUCCAAAGAGCACACUCUCAGGUUGGAGUAUGGAAAGACCGCCAUUGCCGUCCUCAUCUACCUCGGAAUUCCGCUCGUCGCAGGGGUUGUCACCCGAUUUACCAUGCUGCGCUUGUUGGGACGUAAACGCUUUGAGGGCGUGUUCCUUACCUGGUUCGGUCCGCUGGCACUUAUUGGUCUUCUUUACACCAUCAUUAUCAUCUGCUCUCAACAGGCCACCCGCAUCCUUGAUAACAUUGGCGUCGUGUUCCGUGUCUUUGUCCCAAUGAUCCUGUAUUUUGUGGUCAUGUGGACCGGGGUGUUCGUGGCCUUCUGGUACAUGAACCGUCGUCACCCCGACGGUGGCUAUGGCUACCCCAUUGCGGUUGUGCAGUCGUUUACGGCCGCUUCAAACAACUUUGAGUUGGCCAUUGCGGUCUGCGUGGCCGUUUACGGAGUUAAUUCGGAUGAAGCACUGGCAGCCACCAUCGGUCCACUUGUCGAGGUGCCAGUGCUCCUCCUUCUGACCUAUGUGUCGCUCAAGUUGAGAAAGGUGAUGAGCAUGCCUCGCGGACGCUCCAUUGACCGCACUCUACCGCCCACGCGCUCCCUCACAGCUCAACGAGACUACCGCGCACGCAAAGUUGCCAAACAGCGCGACCUCGAAGACUCGGUCGCCCAGCUCACGGCCGAAAAUGCUGCGCUGCGCGCCGAGGUAGCCGAUCUGAGAGCCCGUGUUGCCCAGCCCGACUGUCUCGUCCCCUCCCAACUCGAUGCCGUAGCCUCUGCGCAAGCCCAGCUGAUGGCAGCCCUCCAUCAGCUCGAAGGCGUCGCAUCGUCAACACUCAAACCACAUAACACCCUCGCUGCCCACCCGCUCCCUGUCAAUGUCACCCUCACUGUCUGA